This is a messenger RNA of Ylistrum balloti, 5168 nucleotides long. RefSeq names its product band 7 protein AGAP004871-like. The coding region runs from base 1 to 1410 and encodes 469 amino acids. Gene Ontology annotation, cellular component: plasma membrane. The record is from RefSeq and is a predicted model, not a curated record. Lineage: Eukaryota; Metazoa; Mollusca; Bivalvia; Pectinida; Pectinidae. The transcript is spliced from 9 exons.
AUGGCAAACAGGUCUGGUCCACACAGAUCAGUGAUAAACCAUCGCUCCUUUCCUGGUUUUCAUGCACGGGAUGCCAUGUCUAUGGCUUUGGAUGAUCAGCCACAACGUCCAAAGUCUGCCAGCCAUGACACUGCCACCAACCAUGGGGACAGUGACCACCACAAUGUUAGUGUACAGGAUAUCAAUAAGUUUGAAAACAAUUGGGAGGAUCUGGAUGCUGAGUUUGAAACAAAAGAGGAUACUUGGGAAAGUAAUGUAAUGAAAAUGGAAACAUUAAGAACAGACCAUUCGGAAAUGGCGACAGAAAAUGCCAACAAUACCUUGUUAUCAGACACCCAGAAAAAUGACCAAGAUUUAUGGGAUCCUACAGAAGAUGCUUGGGAAAUUGAAAAACCAAAAGAGGUUGAUAGGGAACAUGAAAAACCAGAAGAAGUUGAUUGGGGAUAUCAAGGUAUACGUACCACACUCCAACAUCCCAAGUCAGAACGGAGCGAAACAUAUAAACUGUCAGAGGAAAAAGUGCCUUUGCAUCAAGGUAGAAAUGUGAUUGCCUUCACCUUCCCUUUCUCACUGUGCCUUUGCAUCAAGGUAGAAAUCCUGAUGAUUUUAUCCUUCUCUCUUUGCCUGUUUAUUGGUUGGUACAUACUGUGGUUCCUGUCCCUCCUAGUGAUUGCCUUCACCUUUCCUUUCUCACUGUGCCUUUGUAUCAAGGUGGUACAGGAGUAUGAACGUGCUGUUAUAUUCAGGCUGGGACGACUGGUUAAGGGAGGGGCAAAGGGUCCAGGUCUUUUCUUCAUCAUACCAUGUAUUGACUCCUACACCAAAGUGGACAUAAGGACUGUGUCAUUUGAUGUGCCCCCUCAGGAGGUCCUGACCAAAGACUCGGUAACCGUUGCUGUUGAUGCUGUUGUAUAUUACCGCGUCCAGAAUGCUACCAUGUCUAUAACUAACGUGGAAGAUGCCAACCGCUCCACACGUCUCCUUGCUGCCACAACUCUCCGAAAUGUCCUGGGAACUAAGAACCUCAGUGAGAUCCUGUCUGAACGCGAAUCCAUAAGUCAUGUGAUGCAGAGUUCACUGGAUGAUGCUACCGACCCCUGGGGUGUCAAGGUAGAGCGAGUUGAAGUUAAAGACGUCCGACUGCCUGUCCAGUUACAGAGAGCAAUGGCUGCGGAGGCUGAGGCUGCCAGGGAGGCCAGGGCAAAGGUGAUUGCUGCCGAAGGAGAACAGAAAGCAUCACGAGCUCUGAAGGAAGCUGCCGAUGUCAUCUCCGAGUCGCCUGCUGCUAUCCAACUCCGAUACCUUCAGACUCUCAACACUAUUUCUGCAGAGAAAAACUCCACCAUCAUUUUCCCACUGCCAAUAGACCUGGUGCAGUCCAUCUUAGGUCGACAAGGAUCAAGUCUUUGAUAGAGUGUCACCUGACAACAAGAUUUGCACUGGCUGUUGCUAUUUAAUGUGAGAUAGUGACACACCAUUGGAAUGCAAGUGGUAGAAAAUAAAAGUUGGAAUUGGAGAUAAACAGUGAGGAUAGGAUGACAGAGUACAGAAUAUUAACUGUAUACUCAAGUACUUACAUGUAACCAUGAUACCAUCCACUAAUAUAACAAUGAUAAUUUGUAACCAUGGUAACAUAUUUUGUAACUUGUGUAACCAGAAAUUUGCUGUGAGAUAUAACAGUAAAGUAGAUUUGAAUUUCCAAAUAAUCUCUCACUAUUACUAAACUCAUCAUGUUUCAAUUAAAUGUCAGCCGAAAAUCAUCAAAAAUAUCCGUGAUGGUGUAAACUUUAUAAAAUCUUGACAUGAAUAAAUGUCAGCCAAAAGUUCUUAUUUAGUCUCCAUGGUGACGUAACCAUUUUCAGAUGCUUAGAGCUCUUGUGAAUAUAUUGUUUAUUUAGGUUUUCAAAAAAUGUGAAUUUUGAUUAAAAUUGAAAUCUCUCAUCGCACAUUGUACACAAGUACAGAGAAAACUAACAUUACUGUACAGAUCAAUCGGUCUCUCCCUCUCAUCAUUGCAAGAUCUUUGAUGGGUUAUCUUUUCACUUUAUCUGAAGAAAAUCAGAUGUCGAGACAUAUUGAAGAGAAAGCAUAUUGUAACGAUUGUAUUUAAGUUACCUGUAUCCUACAAUGUACCUGAUAAUCAAACAAGAAUUGUAAUGUGUUUUAAGUUUUAUUAUUAAAAGAUCAAAAAUUAUUUUACUGAUGGUGUAUCUAAUCAGAAUGAAGCUUUGUCUGAUAUUGUCAUGAGUAAAACAUUUACAUUGAGUACUAAUUAAAGGCCACUUUGAACGGUCACCCUCUGUCUGGUCAGUUUGAACGGUCACCCUCUGUCUGGUCAGUUUGAUCAGUCACCCUCUGUCUUGCCAGUUUGAACGGUCACCUUCUGUCUGUCUGGUCAGUUUGAAAUGUUACACUUAAUCAGAUCAGUUUCAACAGUCAGUCAGAUCACUUUAAUAUGAAUUUUGUAUAUUUCACAAAUCAUGUACAUGUUGCUGUAGAUUUUUCUACAAUCUUAUGUUGAAGUCAUGUGGUCAUUGAAUGUUAACUACUGUACCUAACGUGUACUGGAAAAUUUCAUCUAAUCAAGUAAUGAUAGUAGACUUGACUUCCUAGUGGAAAGUGUCUCAGCAUGGCUACUGGUCUUGGGAAGGUCUUGGAGAUUAAUGGCUACUGGUCUUAGGAAGGCCUUGAAGAUUAAUGGCUACUGGUCUUAGGAAGGCCUUGGAGAUUAAUGGCUACUGGUCUUUGGAAGGUCUGGAAGAUUAAUGGCUACUGGUCUUAGGAAGGUCUUGGAGAUUAAUGGCUACUGGUCUUAGGAAGGCCUUGGAGAUUAAUGGCUACUGGUCUUAGGAAGGCCUUGGAGAUUAAUGGCUACUGGUCUUAGGAAGGCCUUGGAGAUUAAUGGCUACUGGUCUUAGGAAGGCCUUGGAGAUUAAUGGCUACUGGUCUUAGGAAGGCCUUGGAGAUUAAUGGCUACUGGUCUUAGGAAGGCCUUGGAGAUUAAUGGCUACUGGUCUUAGCAAGGUCUGGGAGAUUAAUGGCUACUGGUCUUAGGAAGGCCUUGGAGAUUAAUGGCUACUGGUCUUAGGAAGGUCUUGAAGAUUAAUGGCUACUGGUCUUAGGAAGGUCUUGGAGAUUAAUGGCUACUGGUCUUAGGAAGGCCUUGGAGAUUAAUGGCUACUGGUCUUAGGAAGGCCUUGGAGAUUAAUGGCUACUGGUCUUAGGAAGGCCUUGAAGAUUAAUGGCUACUGGUCUUAGCAAGGUCUGGGAGAUUAAUGGCUACUGGUCUUAGGAAGGCCUUGGAGAUUAAUGGCUACUGGUCUUAGGAAGGCCUUGGAGAUUAAUGGCUACUGGUCUUAGCAAGGUCUGGGAGAUUAAUGGCUACUGGUCUUAGGAAGGCCUUGGAGAUUAAUGGCUACUGGUCUUAGCAAGGUCUGGGAGAUUAAUGGCUACUGGUCUUAGGAAGGUCUUGGAGAUUAAUGGCUACUGGUCUUAGUAAGGCCUUGAAGAUUAAUGGCUACUGGUCUUUGGAAGGUCUUGAAGAUUAAUGGCUACUGGUCUUAGGAAGGUCUUGAAGAUUAAUGGCUGCUGGUCUUUGGAAGGUCUUGAAAAUUAAUGGCUACUGGUCUUAGGAAGGUCUUGAAGAUUAAUGGCUACUGGUCGUAGGAAGGUCUUGAAGAUUAAUGGCUACUGGUCUUAGGAAGGUCUUGAAGAUUAAUGGCUACUGGUCUUAGGAAGGUCUUGGAGAUUAAUGGCUACUGGUCUUUGGAAGGUCUUGAAGAUUAAUGGCUACUGGUCUUUGGAAGGUCUUGAAGAUUAAUGGCUACUGGUCUUAGGAUGGUCAGGACUACUGACCUAACAAAUAUCAGGGAACCUGACCUUGGUAGCGUAAAGGAGUUUGGCUACUGGCCAUGGAAUGUUUAGAGAGCUGGGCCUUGGUAGGUCAGGGAGCUGGACUACUGACCUUGGUAGGUUAGGGAGCUGGACUACUGACCUUGGUUGGGUCAGGGACGAGGUGUCAUUGGACAUUGAUAGUGUGUAUAACACAAAACUUCUAAUUUAUUCUUUACCUUCAUAGACUAAAAGUCCUUAAAUUACUUGAGCAUUUGUUGAAAAGUUACCAAUAGCAUUACAGAUUGCCAUCAAGUUUCUUCCAUUAACAACACCUAUUUAUGACAAAUAAUAUAAUUAAUGGUGACACUCAAAUCAACAUGUCUCUUCCAGAUUCCUUUACUUAAAGCAGACAGUAUGAAGUUAAAGAACUAUAAUCAUUUAUAUGAUUAAGUAUAGAACUCCUUGUUGAGACAUCACUAGCUGUUGAUAGUUGAUAUUUUUGCUGUAGUGUAAAUCACCAUGUCUCUAUUUGGACAGUGAACAAUUGGACAGUGAAAAGCUGAAGAUUAAUUAAAUCCCAAUAAAUGAAGGACACUUGUGGAAUAUGUAAUGGUAUUUAGGUAUGUUGUUUAUUGUAGGGAAUUUUAUUGACUUUACAAUUAUAUCAUUGGUGACAGAUUUUCUCAUUGACAACAAAUAUAAGUCUAUUUGGUAGGUGAAGGGACAUAACUCUGUUUUCCGUUUAUCACACUGGUUUGGGUCAUGUCUUUGAUUUUGUAGUAGAAUUGUAACUCUGGUUUAGACAACUGUAUCUGUCAUUUAUAUCAUUAUAACUGUCAUCCAUUCAGCCAUUUGGAAACAUGUACAGUGCCUUGGACUAGAACUCUGUGGGUUCCCGUCUAUCAUUCUACAUCAUGAUGUGUGCAGUUUACUUUUUAAUUGUUACUGUAAAGGGUAAAUAGCAAUUACAGACCUGAUCUGAAAAAUAUUGUGUUCAAUUAUUUAAAUGUUUAAUCAUAUAUCUACUAUAAUAUAUGAACGACAUGGCACUAGAAGCUCACUGUAUGCCAAAUAGCAUUGAUUCAUUUCUAAUUACAGAAACCAUUUAAUUUGUAGGAAUUAUCUAUUUGUAGAAAAUGGCCUGGAAUGGUUUUAUUGUAUAUUUGAUGUACUUUAGAUAGAUGAACUGAGUACACCUUCGUUGUUAGGUCAUGUGAAAUCUUCUUCAGUAACAUUUCUGUGUUGUGAUUGUAUUGUUAUACUGAUAAUCAGGAUAUAUCUUACCUACUCGACUAUAUAUACUAUAUCUUGUAAUAAAAAUAAGUGUCAGAUUA